This is a messenger RNA of Aspergillus niger, 2094 nucleotides long. RefSeq lists its product as uncharacterized. NCBI's taxonomy places the organism in Eukaryota, Fungi, Ascomycota, Eurotiomycetes, Eurotiales, Aspergillaceae. Gene Ontology annotation, cellular component: nucleus. Gene Ontology annotation, biological process: regulation of DNA-templated transcription. The record is from RefSeq and is a predicted model, not a curated record. The transcript is spliced from 7 exons. The coding region runs from base 1 to 2094 and encodes 697 amino acids. Gene Ontology annotation, molecular function: DNA-binding transcription factor activity, RNA polymerase II-specific; transcription cis-regulatory region binding; zinc ion binding.
AUGGCAGACAGUUAUAAAUUUAUCUGUCCACGCCCGCGGACCUCCAAAGCUUGCGAUCCAUGUAGGACGCGCAAAAUCCGGUGUAUACCCAACGAGAAAGGGAGCGGAACAGACGCCUGUCGAAGAUGCGCAAAGCUUGGAUAUAUAUGUAUAAUUUCGGGGAGUGUCCCAUCGAUGAUAAGUGAAAAGAGCCCGAGAAGCCAAGUAGUGAAGGCUCCUACUCACCAUGGUAAUGAUGUUGUCUCGGUGCUGUUUCAAAAGAAGCCUAAAGAAGAGGAAGACCAGGUGAUGCAGCUACGCAAGCUACAUCGCGGUCUAUUGCAAGGCCAGACUGUAGAAGAAGGGGAUAUUUGUACACCCAGAGAUACCACACCCAACGUCGGUGAUGCUGUAGACUGUGAGUCGAGGUCCAGCAGAAUGGACCUCAACAUGAACGAGGCCGAGGAGUUACUGUUACAGUUCCGGCAGCAAAGGGCAUACUUCCCGUUCAUUGAAGUGCCCGAGGUGACUACGGCAGCAUCAAUGGCAGCAUCGCAACCCUUCUUAUUACUGGCUAUUCUGACUGUGUCCUUGACGCGAAAGCCACUUUUGCAAAAGAGGCUGGAUGAACGUUUUCGUCGUGUGUUAAGUGAGAGGAUAAUCUUCUAUGGGGAAAAGAGCAUGGAUUAUGUUCAAGGUCUACUGGUUUAUAUGGCAUGGCGUCCCUUACAUAUCCGGCCGCUCAGUCGCCAGGGCUCGCAAUUUAUGCAGAUACUUGUGACUAUGAUAAUUGACCUAAAGCUUACGGAAAACAUGCAUGACAAGGCUGCCCGGGAUGUCUGCCUUGGGUGUUUUAGUCUUUCGUCUCUGCUGUCUGUUGGCUUCCGCCGGCGUGGUGAUGAUGGGGCGUAUAAAUAUCUCAAAGAAGCGGUGGAUGCCAAUAAGCGACUAAAGCAGCCGUAUGAUGAGAGGUUCCAAUUGUCUGAACUUCACGUCUUAUUUGAGGAGAUCAUACGAUGCCAAUUCGAAUAUAGCUCGAUGAAAUGCCCGAUCACCAAGAAGCAAAAAGUUGAAGAGAAAAUGGAAUCUCUUCGCCUGGAGCUACAGAUAUUUGAACGAGUCCAUAAUGUUAACAGCAGUAUGCACAUCAACCUUUCCCAGCCACUGUGUACUGACAUACCCACUGUCCCUCUACGUCUUUUCAUGUUAUCACUGAAAGUGCAUAUCGCACUUCUACCUUUCCGAAUCCUCGAUCCUCGAUCAAGCAACAUAGCCAACCACGAAAACUUAUUCGACCAAGCCACUUCCUGCGUCACAGAAAUCCGGUCAUUCUUCGAAUACUUCCUUUCCAUCCCACAGGAUCAAUACAUAUCCUUCUCAAUUCGAGACUGGUGCCAGUUGAUUCUAACCAUCAGCGCAUCUUCACAUAUCUGUUUCCUGUCCCCUGCCCAAAUGAGCCCAACAUGGAACGACUUCCGAACCAGGACACGAUCAAGCAUGUUAAUCUACCUCGAGAGUCUUUCUCAUCGAAUGUCAAGGCUUUCGGUGACAAAGACCGGAGAUACACCCGAUGUAUUCUUCAUGUUCAAAUCGGUAUUGGAUAUCGUUUUGUCAACGUAUGCUCCGGCUAGCGGGGAGUCUUCAUCACCAAUGUCAAUGGGCAGUAGGGGGGAAUCUUCUAUAGGGGAGGACAUUUGUCAGGAUGUGGCUGCUGGUCCGCCUACACCUUCGACCCGCUGUCCGAUGGUAAAUGGGAGCAUCCGAGAGUCAGAGUUCUGGGAAGUUAUGAAACAGAGUGAUCUGUUCCUUGAAGGGUUGGGUAAUGGGUCAAAUGGCCAGGAUAUGUUUACGUCAGGGAUAUCGGGUGUAGACAGCCUGCUUGGUGAUUGUGCGGACUGGCCGAGUAUCUUUUCAGAAUGGGUCAAUACUAAGAUUUCUCACAUACACCCCAGAAAAGUCGCUUUGACGUAUGUGUGGUCGAAAAUCAGAAAGUGUAAGGAGCUGCGAUCAAAACCGAGCCAGGGGAUCGGUAUUGACAGGUGGAAUGUUACCAGCCCUUCUGCUGAUAGGCGUAUCAUAGACAAUAUCCGACUUUCUCCUUGCCCUGUAGAUUAA